Molecule: messenger RNA, 2435 nt
Organism: Andrographis paniculata
Lineage: Eukaryota; Viridiplantae; Streptophyta; Magnoliopsida; Lamiales; Acanthaceae
Product: cytochrome f
Exons: 1
Coding region: 800-1762 (320 amino acids)
Biological process (GO): photosynthesis
Cellular component (GO): chloroplast; thylakoid membrane
Molecular function (GO): heme binding; electron transfer activity; iron ion binding
Source: RefSeq, a predicted model, not a curated record
UCAAAUAGUGGUCAAUCCGAAAUUUUUUUGAAUGAUAUUAAAGAAAAAAGUAUUCUAGAAAAAUUCAUAGAAUUAGAGGAAAUUCUUUUAUUGGACGAAAUAUUCAAGGAAUACUCGGAGACACAUCCCCAAAAGCUUUCUAUAGGAAUCCACAAAGAAACGAUCCAAUUAGUCAAGAUACACAAUGAGGAUCGUAUCCAUACGAUUUUGCACUUCUCGACAAAUAUAAUCUCUUUUGUUAUUCUAAGCGGUUAUUCUCUUUUAGGUAAUGAAGAACUUGCUGUUCUUAACUCGUGGGCUCAGGAAUUCCUAUAUAACUUAAGUGAUACAGUAAAAGCUUUUUCGAUUCUUUUAUUAACCGAUUUAUGUAUCGGAUUUCAUUCACCCCACGGUUGGGAACUAAUGAUUGGUUAUGUUUACAAAGAUUUUGGAUUUGUUCAUAAUGAUCAAAUUAUAUCUGGUCUUGUUUCCACUUUUCCGGUUAUUCUCGAUACUAUUUUGAAAUAUUGGAUUUUCCGUUAUUUAAAUCGUAUAUCUCCGUCACUUGUAGUUAUUUAUCAUUCAAUGAAUGAUUGAUAAAUCAUCCACCGAUAUUCAUAUUCAUUUAAUCUACUCUAAUGGUUAGUUAUACAUAAGCAUUAAAAACCUUCUAUUGGGGGGAUUUUCACCCUAUAUCCUAUAGUAUUCCAGUAAAGUGAUUGCAUUAAAUAGCAGAAUCGUGGAUAGGGAACUAUACCAGCAACCUACCCAAUUUAUUGUAUAAAUUAUUAUAUAAAUUUUUCGGAUCAAUGAUUAGACCAUGCAAACUAGAAAUACUUUUUCUUGGAUAAAGGAACAGAUUACUCGAUCUAUUUCCGUAUCACUCAUUAUAUAUAUCAUAACUCGGACAUCUAUUUCAAACGCAUAUCCCGUUUUUGCGCAGCAGAGUUAUGAAAAUCCACGAGAAGCGACUGGGCGUAUUGUAUGUGCGAAUUGUCAUUUAGCUAAUAAGCCCGUGGAUAUUGAGGUUCCACAGGCGGUACUUCCUGAUACUGUAUUUGAAGCAGUUGUUCGAAUUCCUUAUGAUAAGCAAGUGAAACAAGUUCUUGCUAAUGGUAAGAAGGGGGGUUUGAAUGUGGGGGCUGUUCUUAUUUUACCGGAGGGAUUUGAAUUAGCUCCUUCCGAUCGUAUUUCUCCCGAGAUUAAAGAAAAGAUAGGCAAUUUGUCUUUUCAGAGCUAUCGCCCCCCAAAAAAAAAUAUUCUUGUGAUAGGGCCUGUCCCCGGUCAGAAAUAUAGUGAAAUCACCUUUCCUAUUCUUUCCCCCGACCCCGCUUCUAAAAAAGAUGUUCACUUCUUAAAAUAUCCUAUAUAUGUAGGCGCGAAUCGAGGAAGGGGUCAGAUUUAUCCCGACGGAAGCAAAAGUAACAAUACAGUUUUUAAUGCGACAGGAAUGGGUAUAAUAAGUAAAAUCCUACGAAAAGAAAAAGGAGGAUAUGAAAUAACCAUAUCAGAUCCAUCGGAUGGACGUCAAGUUGUUGAUAUUAUCCCUCCAGGGCCCGAACUUCUUGUUUCAGAGGGUGAAUCCAUCAAAUUGGAUCAACCAUUAACGAGUAAUCCCAAUGUGGGUGGAUUUGGUCAGGGAGAUGCAGAAAUAGUACUUCAAGAUCCAUUACGUGUCCAAGGUCUUUUGUUCUUCUUGGCAUCUGUUAUUCUGGCACAAAUCUUUUUGGUUCUUAAAAAGAAACAGUUCGAAAAGGUUCAAUUGGCCGAAAUGAAUUUUUAGACUCGCGGAUUUAUCGAUAUCAGGAUCGUAAAAAGAACAAAAUUCUUGUUGUCAAUUAUCUAUAAAAAGAAAUUACGAAAAACUUUUAUUUACUUGCUCUUUUUUUACGAGCUUGGGGGAAUCAGCAUUCCUAGUCAUAUCAUAAUAGGUAUAUUUUUCUUUCAAGAAGACUAUUUUAUUUGACUUUAUGACUUUGUCUUUGUUAGGAUUCCAAUGUCCUAAAAUGGAUCCAUUUUAGGACAUUGGAAACCGAAUUAAAUUGGGAUAGAUAUCAGCAUAAGUAAGCGGGUAAUAGAACGAACUACAAAUGUGGGGAACAGAUAAUUCUAAGAGCUAUUAUUUGUCUUCGACACAAGAAAAGGGGGGUUUAUAAAAUCCCUUUUCUUGUGUCGAAAGAGGAAUGAUUUUGGGCUCCUAGUCUGGGUUUCGGUUUUCCAGAUGUAUCAGAACCUUUUUCUAUUUAUUUCGGACAAUGACAACAAAAAAGUCAAGUGAUGUACAAACAAAAAAUAGAACUUAUUCCAUGAACUUCGAAAAAAUCUCUACUUUUCUGAUAUACUAAAUAAAUAAAAAAAGAAAUAUGGUAAGAGGAUAGAAAGUAUUUCUACGAUAUCGAAUCUAGAGAAAUAUAUCGAAUCCGUGCAAUUGAGUGAUUCCCUCCUUAUUCAAAGAA